Messenger RNA from Diachasma alloeum, 1076 nucleotides. RefSeq lists its product as uncharacterized. The record is from RefSeq and is a predicted model, not a curated record. Bases 124 to 1005 code for a protein of 293 amino acids. The transcript has 6 exons. Lineage: Eukaryota; Metazoa; Arthropoda; Insecta; Hymenoptera; Braconidae. Gene Ontology annotation, molecular function: sequence-specific DNA binding.
AUCAAGCAAUAUGGCCGUUGUGUUGACAUGUUGCCAUUGUCCGUGGUGAAAACAAUGAUAGGACUUUUCUUCUUUGUCGUUAUUACCGCCUGAUAGAAUUAGAAGAUUUGUAAUACGUCUACAAUGUCUUGUUCCGUGUGUGGUGUUGAGAGGUCACCUUUUACACAAGAUCUCUGUUUUCACAAUUUGCCUAAAAAACCAGAAAGCCGACAAAAAUGGUUAGAUGUCUUGGAAAAAGGGGAUGUGAAACGUCUUAUUGUAUGUAGUAACCAUUUCAGACCAGAAGAUUAUCGAGAAUCUUCCAUCAAGCCUCUUUUGAAACCCGAUGCUGUACCACGACGGGAACUCGUGGAAAUCUUUCGUGACACAAGAUCAUCCAACAACAACCAAAUAGAAUCACAGCAUUGUGAAACUGCCGUAGAUGAUCAUGACUAUUAUUGCAUAAAACCACCACACGCAGGGGUAUCAGCCUCUGAAGAUUCUCCUUAUGACUACGAAAUUGAAUAUGAGGAAUUUGAUCCUGGGACUCCAAAUGAUUCGGAAGGGUCCAUUGAUGCUGUCGAUUCAAACAGAGCACCAUCCGAGGACAAUGAUAAACAUGAUGACAUUGAUGUCGAUAAUUCGCUGAGGGCACCACCCGAGCCACUUGAGAAGGACUCUGAUGUGAAUCCAAAAAAUAGUCUGUCAGGGAAUCAAGUUCUGAGAGAUGCUUCAAAUCUCAAGUCUUCCAAGAUCAAACAGACUGCGAAAUCAAAAAGGAAACUGGAGCCUGGGUAUGAGUGCGACCCUCCCACCAGAAAACGUUUGUAUGUAGGUGACUUCGGGGUAUUUCGUCGACAGGAUUUUAAGGAUGAAACGGCGUGGAAUCGAUUCGUCAAUUUAUAUACGGACUUGAAAAGAGAAGCUAGUUUAUUGAAACGUAAGAAUGAGCGUCUGAAUGAUAGAGUGACAAUGUAUAAAAAAAUGGUUGCGCAUCUGCAAAAGACACCGAAGCAAUGCCAAUAGAACAACGAAAAGAUCUUGUAUUUUGAAUGUGACUGUAUAUGAGAGUAAAAUUUUGUAUUUAUGUGUUCGAA